Podarcis muralis (Common wall lizard) is the source of this 2736-nucleotide messenger RNA. RefSeq names its product phospholipase B domain containing 1 (gene PLBD1). Gene Ontology annotation, molecular function: glycerophospholipase activity. Gene Ontology annotation, cellular component: extracellular region. Lineage: Eukaryota; Metazoa; Chordata; Lepidosauria; Squamata; Lacertidae. The record is from RefSeq and is a predicted model, not a curated record. Gene Ontology annotation, biological process: phospholipid catabolic process.
UGGCUCUUUCUCACUUCACCACCAAAAAUUAAUCUCCAGUUUUGCUAACAUGUCAGAUGUUUGGUAUCUAACAGCCAGCUAAUCUAAUUAAUAAUAUAGUCUAAUAGAAAGAAAUAAGCCCCAUUGAGUCCAAUGGAAAUUACUCAGUGCAGCUUACUUCCAAGUUACAAACCACACACUUUGGCACUUUUCAUGAUACUGUUCAGCAUCUUUCCCCCACCCCGAAUUUUUUUGGAUGGGAUAUUUAUCACAUUUUGUAAACUACCCCGGUCUGGAAACAUUGCAGAAAGAUAGCAUCUGAGUCUUUCAUAUAUUCAUUCAUGUGUGUGCGUGUGUUGUGCUUGCCUUACUUACUCACAGAGUAUCUAGCCUGAAAAAUAGCUUUGGAGAACUUGAAUACCCAUAUUUUUUACCACUCUUUUAACAACACCUCAAUAAGAUCUAAUUCCGUAUAAUGUGAUCCCGAACAGAGACUCUUAAGCACGCCUUAGUAGGGUUUGGAAGGGUGGUUCAUAACCCACUUUUAAAACACUUCAUUUUAUCCACCCCGAUUAGCAACUACCACAGGGAAGCGAAAGCGCACGCGGGGCGAAUCCCUUCGCGUUCAGUAACUUUAGGGAAACCACAGACCGUGCGUUUCAUUCACGGAGAAACGCCUUCUUCCCAGCUGCGCCUGACUGGCCUUCAGCCUCCCUGCACAACUAAUAAUAAUAUAUACAAAGAAAUGAAAAAGUCGAAAAAGCCCGGGGCGGGAGAGGAGGUGGGUGGCGACGUUCCCGGUUUUCUAAUCCCACCCCGCCAAGCCUGCUAGGGCGGGCCUGUUGUGGCUACCCCGGGGCAGCGGCGGGGCUGGCAGAGGGCGGGCCAUGCCCUGACUGAGGACGGCAAAGUUAGCCAAGUCGCGGGGCGCCUCCGUCUGAGACACAACACGCACAUACACCAGGCGCAACUCAGCAUGGCCCGGCUCGGCGGCGGCGGCGCCUCUUUCCCGCCCCCUUCCCCCUCCUCCUCCUCCAGCCGGUGGUGGUCCUGCUCUUGGGGGCUUUUCCUUCUCUGGGCCGUGGCAGAAACUCGAGCAGAUACUCACUAUGCCACCGUAUAUUGGCAGAAAACUGAGAAGACCUUCCAGGUUAAGGAUGUAUUGGAUAAGAAUGGUGAUGCUUAUGGCUAUUAUAAUGACACUGUACAGUCUACAGGAUGGGGGGUUCUUGAGAUCAAAGCAGGCUAUGGUAACCAGCCCAUAAGCAAUGAAGACCUCAUGUACGCUGCAGGUUACUUGGAGGGCUAUCUCACUGCUUCACACAUGUGUGACCAUCUUGCAAACCUGUAUACACAGCUGAUUAAGAAUGUCCUCAUUGAGAGAAAAGUUAAAGAUUUUAUGCGGAAACAAGAUAAGUGGACCAGACAACAAAUUAAAAAAAACAAGAAUGACCCCUUCUGGAGGCAUGCCGGGUACAUCAUUGCCCAGUUGGAUGGGCUGUACAUGGGAACAAUGGAGUGGGCUAAGCGACAGCAAAAAACACCUCUCACUCCCUUCCAAGUCUAUUUCCUGAAUGCAGUUGGAGAUCUGCUUGACCUCAUUCCUGCCUUAUUCUCAGGUUCAGCAAUGACUAAUUUAAUGACAGGAGACUCUACACAGUACCUAUGGGAUAUGGGCCAUUGCUCUGCUCUGAUUAAGGUCCUCCCUGGAUAUGAAAAUAUAUUAUUUGCUCAUUCUAGCUGGUUCACAUAUGCGGCUACUUUGAGAAUCUAUAAGCAUUGGGACUUUAAAGUUGAUGAUCCACAAACGAGCUCAGGCCGUGCUUCAUUCAGCAGUUACCCAGGUUUUUUGGUAUCCCUAGAUGACUUUUACAUACUUGGCAAUGGCUUGAUCAUGUUGCAGACCACAAACAGCGUAUACAACCAUUCUCUUCUCAAGCAAGUGGUACCUGAGAGUCUCUUUGCAUGGCAGAGAGUCCGCAUUGCUAACAUGAUGGCCCACUGCGGAAAGUCCUGGGCACAAGCCUUCGAAAGGGAAAAUUCUGGUACUUAUAACAACCAGUACAUGAUACUGAAUACAAACAGGGUCAAACUGCAAGAGAGUCUUGGUGAAGGAACCCUCUAUGUCGUUGAACAGAUCCCAAAACUUGUGGAAUAUUCUGAUCAGACAAGUGUUCUCCGUAAAGGAUACUGGCCUUCUUACAACGUCCCUUUUCAUGAAAAUAUCUACAAUCUGAGCGGAUAUACAGAGUAUGUUAAAAAAUACGGCCUAGACUUCUCUUAUGAGAUGGCUCCCAGAGCAAAAAUCUUCCGACGGGACCAAGGAAAAGUGACCGACAUGGAGACCAUGAAGCACAUAAUGAGAUACAACAACUACACAAAAGAUCCCUAUACAAGGCACAAUCCCUGUAAUACCAUUUGCUGCAGAGGAGACCUGAACCCUGAGUCUCCAAUGCCAGCUGGCUGCUAUGACUCCAAGGUAUCAGACCUCUCUAUGGCUACGAACUUUGCAGCCUAUGCCAUUAAUGGACCAACUGUGGAAGAGGACCUGCCUGUGUUCAGCUGGACGCGUUUCAACAAAACAAAGCACCAGGGCUUGCCAGAUUCAUAUAACUUUGAUUUUGUCAUUAUGAAGCCAGUGCUGUGAAAUAAGCAUCAGAAGCUUUAACAUCUAGGGAGGGGGGAAAUAAGUUUAAAAAAAAAUUAAUUUGCGCUUUUACUGCCAUACCAAAUAAACCGGCCUGUGCCCACCUGGGA